AUGUUUUUUACAAAAUUUUUAAUAAAAGAUUAUAAUAGAGCAGAAGAAUGUGACGAUGGUGAUGAUGUUACAAUUGAUAUUUUUGUAUCAAUUUGCAAAUAUCUUGAUUCUUACGAAUUGUUAAAGUUAGAAUGUGUUUGUACAAAAUUCUGUGACUAUUUACGUUCAAAACAAAGAGAUUACGCUAAAUUAUUGUGUAUUAAAAAUGGAUGUCAAAAAUGUAGAGAAGUUAAUGACGUUUGUGUUUAUUUUAUACCAAGAGUACGUCUUUGUAAACCUUGUUUAGCACAAAAUAAGGAUUUUAUUGAUUGUAAUAAAGAUAUUUUAAAAGCAAUUCCUACAGUAUGCCAUCAAGACCCUUGGGGAAAAGGAGAAAAACACUAUUGGAAACUCGAUUAUUAUAGAAUGGAGAAAUUGUUUGAAUUGUCAGGCGAUGAUGAAAAAAAAUCCAAAUUACUUGAAGAGAAAGAAAAAGAAUCAAAGUUAAUAAUUAAAGAUGACGAGGAAAGACAUAACAAAAUAAUGAAAAAGAUCAUCAUUAUGAACAAUAAAGAGAAAGAAGAUACUAAUAUAAUAAAUUCACAUGAUAUUGAAGAAACUGAACAACUAAUGAUAGAAUUAGCUACCAGGUUAUCAUUAGGUGAAACUGUAAAUCAUUAUUUGUUCUCAAACGGGGAAAACGAAAUUGAAAGUGAUGAUAAUGGACCUAAUAACGACGACACCGAAUCUAUUUUAAGAAAUUCAUAUAUGAAUUUUACUUCUUUAUUUUCCAAUGAUGAUCAUUUUCCAAAUCCUGAUGACUCUGAUCUAACACCACCAGGAACAAUUAUGCAAUUACCAUCAAUAAGCAAUAUUAUUAAUGAUGAUGUUUCUCCAUUUGGUCAUUUAAAUUUUGGCGGAGAAUCCUCAAUUACUCUUGGGCUUUUGUAUAGAGGCUUGUCCUUGUCACCUAGAAAACAACGACAAAAGUUCAUUUUAUCUUGUCUAAAAGAUAGAACACGAACAUAUCAACGAUCACCAUCAAACAACUCUAUUGAGAUAUGGCAUCCUAUCUAUGAAUUUCUUGAUUUACUUCCAUCAUUUAUAAAUCCACAAUUUUUCAUUGUCAAUAAUAAGAAUUGGGUGAAUAAACAUAUUGUACCUAAACUUUUACAAGAAGCAACCAACGUACAACGAAAAGCUAAGUUAGUUGGUGGUCCUGGUCAUAUCACAACAGUUAAAGGUGCUUUGAAUCAUGGCAAAUUAAAGGAUUCGCCUGUAUUUUUUUGUGUUCUAUCACAUCAAGAACAAGCGAUACGAGAAACAAGAACAUCAAGAUACAAUAAACCGAUGGCAAAAAUAACAGCUCUUGAUCAUUUAUCAUUGUCACAACGUAUGAUGCGAAUUUUCAAAGGAAUGCCACCAGAAGGUUAUCCGUUGGCUAUAGUUAUUGUUGGAGGAUUAAGCGGCGGUGUAUUUGCACUUACACACAGUUAUUUGAAACAUCGAAAAUUGUCAAGAAAUUUAGAUUAA
This is a messenger RNA of Entrophospora candida, 1512 nucleotides long. The record is from the annotation of a GenBank genome assembly. Lineage: Eukaryota; Fungi; Glomeromycota; Glomeromycetes; Entrophosporales; Entrophosporaceae.